This is a messenger RNA of Rotaria sp. Silwood1, 723 nucleotides long. The record is from the annotation of a GenBank genome assembly. Lineage: Eukaryota; Metazoa; Rotifera; Eurotatoria; Philodinida; Philodinidae.
AUGACAACAAUUAGUUUUUGUUUUUUCCAUUUCAAACAGAAUUUAUGGAGGCAGAUACAGACUUUGGGUUUACAACAAUUAUUCGUAGAAAAUAAUGAUGUUCGACAUUUAUUAAAAAAAUUUGGAUGUUUAGCAUUAAUACCUGAACAAUUUGUAAUUGCUGAAUUUGAAAAAUUACAAACUGAUUCACCAGACUCUAUCAAUGACUUCAUCGAUUACUACGAAGACAAUUAUAUUGGUCGACCAAUUCGCAAUAAUCGACGUCGUACUCCUCGUUUUUCGAUUUCUAUGUGGAAUAUUUAUGCUCGUCUUGAUCAACAAUUACCAAGAACUAAUAAUUCAAGUGAGGGUUGGCACAGAGCCAUUCAGUACUCUGUUCGUUCACAUCCAUCAAUAUACGAAUCAAUAAAAGAUCUAAAAACUGAGCAACACGCGACAUUAAUUAUGGCAGAACAGUUACGAUCUGGUUCAAUGAAACUCAGACGACGUGCCAAAUAUGAACUUAUAGAUGAACAAUUACAACAAUUGGCUUCUUCUUUUUAUAUAAUAACAAGAGAUAUGUACUUUAAACGAGCAAGAGCUCUGUUUCAUUUUUGAUAUAGAUCUAAAAUAUAUUUAAAUGAAUAUAUUUUUUUGUAUUUAUUAAUUUUUUUUAAUAUGAGGCUCAAGUGUCGGAAGCUCAUUUGUCGGGAGCUCAACUGUCGGUAGGCUCAACUGUCGGUA